AUGCUGAAACUGGAUUUAAACGAGAGAACAAUCAAAACGACAAUAGAAGAAGUGCUCUAUCAUGAUAGCUACAAGCAGAAUGCGAUCAGAUUGUCGAAGUUAAUGGCGGAGAAGCCGUUCUCCGCUGAAGAAAGACUCGUUCGAUGGACGAACUUCGCCGUUGAGAACGGUGUAUUGGACGUGCUUCAUGUCGAAGGCUCACGCAUGAAUUUCAUUACUUAUUUCAACCUUGACGUCAUUCGCUGUUGCCAUGAUUGUUGUAUGUUCAGUGGUAUUCUUGAUCUUCAAAACCCUCAAGUCGCUUUGUUCCCGAGGUGGUCACAGAAAACUUAA
This is a messenger RNA of Cooperia oncophora, 333 nucleotides long. The record is from the annotation of a GenBank genome assembly. NCBI's taxonomy places the organism in Eukaryota, Metazoa, Nematoda, Chromadorea, Rhabditida, Trichostrongylidae.